UUUUUCUUAUAAACAUCUAUAAAAAUUUAGUACCAAAUGCUGUACUAAACCUAAAAGACUUGAUACAGACCUAAAACUUUGAUUUAUCGGAUGCAGAAAUAGUAAAAUUAGCGAGAGAAAAGUUUUUUAAACCAUUUGUGGUGUAUGGAUUCUCAAUUGACUAUGUAGAAAGUCCUGAAAGGGACUUGAUAAUGCUUUCAACAUGAUGAACAUGAAAUAAAUUAGUUUUCAGAACAGAGAAUAGUUCUCAGAGACUUUUGGAAAUUUAAGUUCUAGAUUGAGGGAAAUCUCUACCAUUUGGAACAAUUCCCUGGCCCAGGUUAUAUUUAAACACUUUUUCUAAGAUUCAUUUAUGCUCAUUAAUGGAGAAGACACUUUAUGAAAACGGUGGUUGUAUUGUUACAUGGAAAAUUGAAAAUUUUCAUUGCCUAGAGAGGUUCAGUUUUUUGUGUAGCCCCUAUUUCCUUAUCGGGACAACUCACAAAUAUAGGUUAUGUUUUUAUAAUAACUCUUUCCGUCUUGAAAACGACUGCCUUACCCCUUCAAAUGUAAGUUUUACUUGUUCUAUCUCAAUAACGAUAGAUGGUUCAACAGUUUUUCAAGACAAAAAUGAAAGAACAUUUUCAAGUUUUUGGCUUGAUAUCGGUAGUUUUAAAGAAAUCGAUAUUGAAACUUUUCCUAACACUGUAGUAUAUCGAUGCUACCUACGUAUAAUUUCGGACAACAAUUUGAUUGUAAAUCAAUAUUCAUUUCGAACUGUGGUGGAAGCUGAAUAUCGAAGGAUUCAAUAUACCAAUCUGACCAUCAAAACUUUUGAUCAAAAUCAAAAUUUAUUAUUUCCAUCGCCGUUGGCAUGCAGUUUGACAAUGCCAUUUGAUAUAAAAUUUUGCGCAUCUGAAAGUAAAGAUUCCUUAAAAAUGGACAUUACUAACACUUCGGAAAGCAAAAGUGACGCCAUUUUAAUUUGUAAAUUAUCCAUUACUGAUGAAAAAGGAAAGCACCUGUUCAGAGCAACUCAUUUCAACGUGUUUAAAAAAGAAGAAACAAAUGUCUGGUGUUUUCCAACCCCUAUUAGCAUAAAAGAUUUACAGUCAAGUGAUUCUCUAAUUGAUAUUUUAUCAUUAGAUUUUGAAUUUUCAUUAUCAGAACGCAAAUCAAAUACUUGGAUCGAAGAAUUUUCUGAAAUGCCAGUAUCUCAAACAAAGAUAGUGUCCGAAAGCUACGAGAAAAAUAAAGUUAAUUUACGAGAUGAUUUUAUGUGUCUUUACAUUGAACGAAAGUUUACAGACAUGGAAAUCAUUGUGGGAGGAAAAAAGUUCCCAGCUCACAAGACUGUGCUAUGUGCUCGAUCUCCUGUAUUCAGUGCUAUGUUCGAAAGUAACAUGCUAGAAAAGGAGAAAAAUGUAGUUGAAAUAUCUGAUUUAGAUCCAGAAACUGUGGAUAAAAUGUUGUUUUUUAUGUAUUCCGAAGUUUUGGAAGACAGGAAUUGGGACAGCGUUACUAAACUGUAUGUCGCUUCAGAUAAAUAUCAGAUUAUGACUCUAAAAGAUAAGUGUGCUUCGAUUUUGUUUGAUCAACUGUCAUCGAAAAGUGCUUGUGAAGUCUUACAUCUCGCCGAUAUGCAUUGUGAUUCAGACUUUCUGGAUGCAGUUCAGGAUUUCAUAAUCACCCAUGACGAAGAGAUUUUGCAGUCUGAAGAAUGGAAAGAGUUUAUGGACUCCAAUUCGAAAAUUGCUUGUCAGACUAUGCACAAGGCGUGGAUACAUCGUACUACUGUAAGAAGAAAAGAACUGUAAAGAAGAUAGAUUGACUCUUUUCGUUUAGGAUACUUAUGAAGAACUUAUAGUGUGCAAAAAAUUUAAUAAGGAAAUAAGCGAGCCGCCCAAAAUAGCUUUAGAUCUAAUAAUAAGAUUUUCACGUUCUAAGACAUAAUCUUAAUGGUUCGAAGGGGUGACCUCAAGCAUUCUAAUUAAUUAGUGCAAAAGAUAUUAUAAAUUGCAAAACCAGACUCAAAAACGUACAUUCUCUGAAUAAACAUACCUUUGCUUCGACGGAUUUGGAUUUGUGAUCUCCAAAUUAUAGGGGGUGGCCACAAUAUGAUCUCCAUAGUUUGAUCAGGACAGCAAUCCAAAUUUCGGACCCCUUAAUGCUAAUAUUAGUUUUUGCGUAUAUUGCCAUAUCUUA
Parasteatoda tepidariorum (common house spider) is the source of this 2184-nucleotide messenger RNA. RefSeq lists its product as uncharacterized. Gene Ontology annotation, molecular function: protein binding. The record is from RefSeq and is a predicted model, not a curated record. NCBI's taxonomy places the organism in Eukaryota, Metazoa, Arthropoda, Arachnida, Araneae, Theridiidae.